AUGGAAUACCAAAAUUACACCAACUCGACGUCGGAGAAGAUCUGCCCGCAGGCCUCGACUUUGUUGAAAUGCAUCAAAAUAGUCGCUUACUCGUCGAUCAUGUUAACUUCGCUGCUUGGAAACUUAGCUGUAAUUGCAAUCGUGUCAAAAAACAAAAGGAUGCGGACGACAACGAAUUACCUGAUCGCGAACAUGGCCGCUUCUGAUCUAUUAAUCUCUGCCUUCGCAGUACCACGAGAACUCGCGCAAAUUUUUGCUGGUUCAAAGAUAUGGCUUCUCGAUGGCUUAGCAGGUUCAAUAUCAUGUAAGCUGGUCUACUUUCUCCAAGACAUUUCAACGGCAGUAUCUAUACAAAGCCUGGUAGCCAUAGCAGUUGACAGAUAUCAGGGAGUCGUCUUUCCAUUCCGUCCUCCAGUUAUUACAUCCAAGGUCUGUAAGGUAAUAAUUGUGGUUAUUUGGAUGGUGGCAAUGGGUCUACACGGAACUUAUUUCUAUACCGCGCGGCUGGUAAAGACAGGCCAAAAGUGGUCUUGCACUUUUUGCUGGGCACCGAAGUUUGAAGAGCAUACACAAGAACGAUACUUUCUUUUCGUUUCCAUCUUUUUAAUUUUCUUUCCCCUAAUUGUGAUUCUAACUUUAUAUGCACUGAUAGUUAUAGAACUAAAGAAAAAAGAUCCUACUGAAAAUGGAACAUCAAGAAUAAGGCGACAGAGGCAGAAAGAAAACAGAGCCAUUGUCAACAAGAUAUUGAUCAUUGUCUUUCUGUUCAUCUUGUGCAUUUUUCCAAUAACUAUUUUAGGACUUGUUCAUUAUUUUUUGUGGGAUGGGCUAGCGACAUGUGCAACGAGAAAACUAUUUAAAGCCGCGAAAUUCUUGUUUUAUUCAAAUGCUUCUUUAAACCCGUGGGUUUAUAUAAUAUUAAAUGAAAGGUAUCGGAAAGGAUUAAAAGUUUUAGUUAACUGUCUUUUACCCAAACAGCGUCACAGAGGUGAAAUAGAGAUGAAAGGAAUGUCUUGUAACCGAUAA
Molecule: messenger RNA, 1026 nt
Organism: Porites lobata
Lineage: Eukaryota; Metazoa; Cnidaria; Anthozoa; Scleractinia; Poritidae
Source: the annotation of a GenBank genome assembly